Molecule: messenger RNA, 995 nt
Organism: Perognathus longimembris pacificus (Pacific pocket mouse)
Lineage: Eukaryota; Metazoa; Chordata; Mammalia; Rodentia; Heteromyidae
Product: periphilin-1-like
Exons: 5
Coding region: 1-966 (321 amino acids)
Biological process (GO): negative regulation of gene expression, epigenetic; protein localization to heterochromatin; negative regulation of DNA-templated transcription
Cellular component (GO): nucleoplasm
Source: RefSeq, a predicted model, not a curated record
AUGAGGGGCUUGUCGGGAGGAAGAAGAGAAAAGCUGUCAGGGAAGCCUAAAGCUCGGUCUAGUCCUGGACUAGUCGCUGAGAUCUCAGUGUUCACCUUGAUGAGGAUUCCUGAGUCCCCUCGUUGCAAAUCAAUAGCUCUGUACACGAGAGUGUGCAAUUACUCUUCCUACUGUGAUUUUAUUUACCUGAUGCCUCAAAAGUUUGAGUAUGAACAAUAUUUGCAACUAGAGAAAACGUCGCGUUUCAUCUACAGUGACAAAAGGAGCUCAUGUUACAGUGUAGAAGAUCUUAUGGGCGAGCUGGCAAAGCAGGCAAAAAAUAGAGCCACCAUAAGGGAUAAGAGAGACCGUUUUAGAAGAAGCAAAAGUUUCUACUCUUCACAUUAUUCAAGGGACCAUUUUCCCCAUGAAAGGGAGGCCGCACUUCUCAGAGGAUCACCUGGAGAUCGAAAGGAAUCUCCACACAGCAGAUCCGGCUCCAGUGUCAGCAGCAGAAGCUACUCUCCAGAACGGAGCAAACCUUAUGCAUUCCACCAGUCUCAGAAUAGAAGAACAGAGAGAGCUGCUCAGCCCCUGAAAACAUCACAAGACACUUCAACUUUGAGCUCUUCAGCAGUUCCUUCAUCAAGGAGGGCACCUGCCACACCAUUAGUCAUUGACCAGCCCCAAGAACCUGAGUCCAACACAACAGAAUGGAUAGAAUUAUUUGCAGAUGGCCAGCUAAACAGUCGCUCUAAAGCAAUAGCAUCCAAAAUGAAGGAAAUUGAACAAGUUUACCAGCAAGACUGCGAAAUUUUUGGGAUGGUGGUGAAAAUGCUGAUUGCAAAAGAUCCUUCAUUAGAACAGACUAUACAGUUUGCUCUGAGGCAGAAUUUACAAGACAUAGGUCAGCGGUGUAUUGAAGAGCUGAAGCAUUUCAUAGCAGAGUAUGAUAAUUCUGCUCAAGAUUUUGGAGAUAAUCUUUAGAAAACUUAGCAUUCAGGCAAAAUAAAUAA